UGAACUGCAAAUUAGCUAGGUUGGAUCCUCCUUUGGGCAAGCUCAAGAUUCUCUUUGUUUUAUUUAGUGAGUGGUAAGUUACAGAGAAUUCAUCGAUCAUGGUUGUUAAAGUGUAUGGUCCAGCCGUGGCUGUUUGCCCACAAAGGGUCAUGGCUUGCCUCUUAGAGAAAGGAGUGGAAUUUGAUCUUGUACAUGUUGAUCUUGAUUCCGGUGAGCAGAAGCUACCUGAAUUCCUCCUCAAACAGCCUUUUGGGCAAGUUCCUGUUGUUGAAGAUGGUGAUUUCAAGCUUUUUGAGUCCAGAGCAAUCAUAAGAUACUAUGCAGCAAAGUAUGAAGACCGUGGACCGAAUCUACUCGGAAAUACACUAGAAGAGAAAGCUCUGGUAGAUCAAUGGCUAGAAAUUGAAGCCCAAAACUUCAAUGAUCUGGUGUUCAAUAUAGUCUUCCAAGUUGUAAUCCUGCCAAGAAUUGGGCAGCAAGGUGACUCCGAGCUGGUCAGGACUUACGAGGAAAAGCUAGAGAAGGUGUUGGAUGUGUAUGAGAAAAGGUUGUCAAAGAGCAAAUAUUUAGCUGGAGAUAGCUUCACUCUUGCUGAUUUAAGCCAUCUGCCUGCCACCAGAUACCUAGUCAACGAAGCUGGAUUAGGGCACUUGGUGAAGGACAGAAAGAAAUUGAAUGCUUGGUGGGAGGACAUUUCAAGCAGGCCUGCUUGGAAGAAACUGAUGAAUCUUGCUGGCUUCUAGCGACCAACUUGUCGACGUUUGUUGUGCAAUUUGCUUAUAUAAUGUGUUUUUCUUUUUCUUUUUCUUUCUUUGUCCUGCUUUGGUGUGAAUAAAGUCAGCAUGCAAACGAUGCAAGUAUCGACAAAGUAACCUUCUUUAGUGACGACGUCCAAGAAUUAUACUAGGCAUCAACCGACGUCAUUGAAAGGAUUUUGGGCCCCUAAUAUAUCACAUAAAAUAUAAGAAAUAUUGGCAAAAUGAAGCUCACCUCUUCCUUCUA
Populus nigra (black poplar) is the source of this 1002-nucleotide messenger RNA. RefSeq names its product glutathione S-transferase F12-like. The coding region runs from base 99 to 743 and encodes 214 amino acids. Gene Ontology annotation, cellular component: cytoplasm. The transcript has 3 exons. NCBI's taxonomy places the organism in Eukaryota, Viridiplantae, Streptophyta, Magnoliopsida, Malpighiales, Salicaceae. The record is from RefSeq and is a predicted model, not a curated record. Gene Ontology annotation, molecular function: glutathione binding; glutathione transferase activity.